Cylindrotheca closterium is the source of this 1206-nucleotide messenger RNA. The record is from the annotation of a GenBank genome assembly. NCBI's taxonomy places the organism in Eukaryota, Bacillariophyta, Bacillariophyceae, Bacillariales, Bacillariaceae.
AUGUUGAAGGUAUUACUAUGGAUGUGCCUAAGCGUAGUGGCAACUUCGGCACGGACGGAAACCCGUGUGUUUGACUUGCCGUCCAUGACCAUGAUGUUGACUGCGAAAAAAGCAAACAACAACGAGAAAGUAGAAUUUCAAAAAAGAGUCACAAGCACAGUUCAAGAUCAUUUGAUUGAUUUCUACCAAGAGAAGCUGUACAGCCACAACUAUGCCAGCAAUGUGACCAUCAACCGAGUGAAUUUGAAUGCCUUCUAUGAUUGGAGGCAAACGGAUCCUCCGACAGAAGAAAACGAAUACAUGCGGACAUAUGGCAUUCUGGGAAGUUACAAUUGUCAGCUCAAGCUCACUCUAGAAUUCGAAAUGUUUGCUGGACCUCACUUGACUCAGUCUCAAAUGGAAAUUUUCUUCAUUGAGGCAUUUCAACAAGGCAAUUACUGGACUCUGGCGAAAAAGUUCCUCAGCGAUGAUGUUCUAGAUGGAGUGAAUGAUGUCAAGAUCACCAUGCUUGCCGAUGGCUACGUGGAAGCUGGAAGAAAGAAACAAGAGUCAGUUAUUGAGAUUGACGAAAAGACUGAAUCCAAAUGGAAAGACGCCAUCAAGACAGGCAUCAGCUUUGCCAUCUUCUUCAUUGUUGCAUUGCUUGUCCUUUGGGGCUACGUCUUCUGGUCUUUGAAGCAAUCGGAUGACGAGCACAUCAAAGAUGACGAUUCUGCCGCCUGCGUGACCGAGGAAGACACGGCUGAUGCCGAUUACAUGUGGAGUGAAACGUCACAAAGCCCGAGAGGACUCCUUGAUGAUGACGAUGACGAUGGUUCUUGGAUGGACAACUGGGCCAAGGCGAUGACGAGUGUUCCGCUUCGAGAAGCUGGCCGCAAGCGAUCGCCAAGGGGCCGUCGUGUCCAGAAGCAAAUGUCGGAUCACAUUCCAAGUUUGGACUGUAUUCAAGAAGGAUUUGACGAGGAUGCCAGUGUAUCAUCAUUCAAGUCGCGUUCGUCCAUUACGAGCGACACUUCGUACAAGUCUCGAUCCACGCUGGUGCGUGGUACCUCGGACGGCAGUAUCGAGGUUGCAAGUCUCAUGUCAUAUGACAACAUGACGAUGAGCCGAAUCGGGAGACUUGGAGGCAUUCAAGAAGAGGACCCAGAACCCUCGCGAAGAUCGAUGGAUCCGGAUGGAUAUUCUCCCAAUAGGGCUGAAGUUUAG